AUGGCUACUUUCGAGUCCCAUUACGAGAUCUUGGGUGUUGAGCGAAGUGCUUCUGUCAAACAGAUCACCAUUGCGUAUCGCAAGCUCGCACUUAAGCACCACCCGGACAAGAACAAGGAGGAUCCCACAGCGACUCAAAGAUUUCAAAAGAUUUCCAACGCUCAUGACAUCCUCAAAGACGACAAGGCUCGCGCUCAUUACGACUCGAACCUUUCUCAUCUCAAAGCUGCAUGGGAAGCUCAGCAAGCAACAGAAGCUAAGCAGCAGCGACGUCGUCAGUCCAAGCACUCUCGCAAAAUCGCCGAACUCGAAAGAAAGAAAGGCUUGAUUUUGAAGUGCAUUCAUCUUCAGAACGUUGAGCUCCGCCGUCUCCGCUCAUUGUGGGACAAAUUACACUCUGGUGAAAUCCCAGAGGGCUUUGAAGAAUUUCAGCUCUAUGGCGGAGACAAGCAAGAAGUGUACAUGGCCAUUCGCGGCAAGCUUUGUGAACUCUUGCAUGACCUCACGAAAAACAAGAUGGAACCGGCAAAUUACAUCUUGGUUGAGCUCGCAACAGCACUCAAGCGCUACCAGAAGUAA
This is a messenger RNA of Cadophora gregata, 579 nucleotides long. It is a transcript of the gene DNAJC5B, whose product is annotated as DnaJ sub C member 5B. Gene Ontology annotation, biological process: cellular response to misfolded protein. Bases 1 to 579 code for a protein of 192 amino acids. The transcript has 4 exons. Gene Ontology annotation, molecular function: Hsp70 protein binding. NCBI's taxonomy places the organism in Eukaryota, Fungi, Ascomycota, Leotiomycetes, Helotiales, Ploettnerulaceae. Gene Ontology annotation, cellular component: endoplasmic reticulum membrane. The record is from RefSeq and is a predicted model, not a curated record.